CCUUUCUCCCGGACUGCCACGUAACUGCUGUAGCGGCUCAUCACUGCAGCUGCAACCGGGCUACGCUCACCCACAACCGGGUACACAACCAGAUCAUCAGCGCUUACCUUGACACGAUCACGGGCAGUGAUGGGGGGCUCACAGAGUGUAGAGAUUCCCGGAGGAGGAUCAGAGGGAUACCACGUCCUCAGAGUUCAGGAGAACUCACCAGGACAUCGGGCUGGACUGGAACCUUUCUUUGACUUCAUCGUAUCCAUCAACAACAACAGACUGAACAAGGACAACGACACCCUGAAGGACCUGCUGAAGGCAAACGUGGAGAAGCCGGUGAAGAUGCUGGUGUACAGCAGUAAGACACUGGAGCUCCGUGAAGCUACGGUCACACCCAGCAACAUGUGGGGUGGACAGGGCCUGCUGGGAGUCAGCAUCCGCUUCUGCAGCUUCGAAGGAGCCAACGAGAAUGUCUGGCACGUCCUGGAGGUCGAGCCGAAUUCUCCAGCUGCUCUGGCAGGACUGAGGCCACACACAGACUAUAUUAUUGGGGCGGAUACCGUGAUGAACGAGUCUGAGGACCUGUUCUCCUUGAUAGAGACCCAUGAGGGUAAAGGUCUGAAGCUGUACGUGUAUAACACGGACACUGAUAACUGCAGAGAAGUGGUCAUCACUCCCAACGGUGCCUGGGGUGGAGAGGGCAGUCUGGGCUGUGGUAUCGGUUAUGGUUACCUGCACAGGAUCCCCACUCGGCCCUUCGAGGAGGGAAAGAAGAUUAACUUCCCUGUACACGCUUCCAGUGCGCCCAUCAGCCCGCUGAAGGACGGCUUCACCGAGGUUCAGCUGUCUGCAGUAACCCCACCUCCUGUUUCACAACCUGGUACCACGGGACUUGAGGGCAACCUGUCUGGCCUGUCAAUCAACUCUGCUGCACCCACCAUGCCUACCGAGCUUCGCACAGGUGUGCCCACGGUCCCUCUGCUGCCCACUCAUGUCACCCCGGCCAUGGGUACUCUGCCCUCAGUCAACCCCGCCACAACAAUACCAGGGUUAAUGCCGUUACCCAGGGGUCUUCCUCCUCUACCAAACCUCCCCAACCUGAACAUUCCUCUGCCAGACCUCAGUGGAGUGUCAUUAGCGGGAAUCCCUGGUCUUCAGACCACCACAGGUUUGCCCCCGCUUCCCCCUCUACCCCCUCUACCCCCUCUAAACCUGCCUGGUAUGGCCCCUCUUCCCAGCAUUCACGGUGUUCUGCCCUCCUCCACUUCCCGUGCAAUGCACGUCACGUCCCUGCCCUCCGACCUCCUUCCACCCGCUGGCCCAGUCGCCCCCUCCCUGACAGUCAAUCAGACUCCAGCACUGAUCCUGGACGCUACGCCGACCGCCGUGACGGACAUAUCUACAGAGACGAGCAUGCUGGAGAAGUCAGAGACAAGUGCACAGGCCGCGGCGGAAUCAUCGUAACAAUCUUUUAUCUGCAUCCUGAAAAUCUCUCGCUCUCUCUCUCCCCUAUAUAUAGAUAUAUCUCUCUCGCCCUUCGGUUUAGGAAUUGUAUUUAUUCAGCGUAACACGACCCAGCGGGUAGAAACACGUACACAGGCAUGCGAGGGCACACUGAGCGGGGGGGGACGAGGACACACGGGUGCACGUUGUAAAAGUAGGAUUUGUCAAAAAAAAAUUGUGCCAGUCCCAAGUAACGAUGAGAAGGCUUUUUAUUUAUGAGAUACCAACGCUCACGACUACGCAAGGUUAAUGUCGCACGCUAAGGCAUUCCAUUACGUAUCAAGGUCUGAUUUCUACUGUCAGCACAACCUGCAUUCUGAGUGUUGCAGAAAGGGGGCACUGUAGUGACUGUAUGUGUUUUACACAUGGAGCUUGAGUGUGUUUUUCUCUCAUGUCAUGGCAGAGCAUUUGUGUGUGUGUGGACAAAAUAAUGGAAACACCAAGUGAAAUGAGUGAUUUAGACACUAGCUUUAAUUUGUAGCUUGUUUCCUUGUAUGACAGGAUCUGCUGUGACCCUGACCAGGAUCUUUUGCCCAGCAGCUCCCACUCUGUCAGUCAAAGAGACAUUUUUUUAAAACGGCUCUAAACAAACGCCGUUGAUUGGCUGGUAGAAACGUUAUCUGAGUCGUAAUUGGCUCGGGAUCCAGAAAGAUCCGUGUCCGUUUUGCUAAAAGAAUAAAACAGGAACGUCGGUGAUUAGGUUUUAAUCCACGUUUUUUGAUGAAUUCGUACAGAGUGCUCCUGAUGUGUUUGGCCCCUUUCUCUCUGCUCACACUACCACAGUAACUAGGACAGAAAUAAUAAGAACUAAUACUAGAGCUUUUCGGAUUGAGCGUUUCUUUUCUGUAAUUGUCCCGUUUGCAUUUUAUUUUUGCUUUCUUCUCCUUCAGUUCUUUAUUUCCCUUUUUUUUUAUAGAUAUGAGACGUUAGUUUGGUGUAAUGAAUGAAUCCAGUGUUUCCUCUGUUAGAUGUGAAGAAUGUAUCUAUUGUUGCUGAAAUGAGUCUUUAUAUGAAUAUAAUGAAUGAUUGGGGGGUUAGCAGGGUGUGUCCUCGCCUCUCAGUGAGCUCUCUGCGCUGGUUGGUUUCAGAAACACGUGCACACUAAGUAGAAGAGCGAAUAACAGAACUUCAGUCGGCUUGUGCAACAUCUACACUUGUAAAGAACACAAGCAAUAAAGAGGUUUUACAGAA
Trichomycterus rosablanca is the source of this 2685-nucleotide messenger RNA. It is a transcript of the gene gorasp2, whose product is annotated as golgi reassembly stacking protein 2. The transcript has 10 exons. Gene Ontology annotation, cellular component: Golgi apparatus. Gene Ontology annotation, biological process: Golgi organization. Gene Ontology annotation, molecular function: protein binding. Bases 130 to 1455 code for a protein of 441 amino acids. NCBI's taxonomy places the organism in Eukaryota, Metazoa, Chordata, Actinopteri, Siluriformes, Trichomycteridae. The record is from RefSeq and is a predicted model, not a curated record.